Messenger RNA from Scleropages formosus (Asian bonytongue), 1808 nucleotides. Its product is annotated as transcription factor AP-1-like. NCBI's taxonomy places the organism in Eukaryota, Metazoa, Chordata, Actinopteri, Osteoglossiformes, Osteoglossidae. The transcript is spliced from 2 exons. Gene Ontology annotation, cellular component: transcription regulator complex. Gene Ontology annotation, biological process: regulation of cell population proliferation; regulation of cell cycle; regulation of transcription by RNA polymerase II. The record is from RefSeq and is a predicted model, not a curated record. Bases 192 to 1136 code for a protein of 314 amino acids. Gene Ontology annotation, molecular function: DNA-binding transcription factor activity, RNA polymerase II-specific; RNA polymerase II cis-regulatory region sequence-specific DNA binding; transcription factor binding.
AGUGUGGGAGCAGAAGCAGAUAAGGUUUGCCUCCACGCUGGAAGAGUUCAGAAUAUACAGAUCAUAGUGGAGGGACGGGUUGCAGCGUGUGGAAGUGUGGAACCUAAACACAAAGUUUAGCGCUCGGUUUUCUUCAGCCAGAGCGUUGAAAGCCGCACAGAGCGACACAUAGAGACGAUUAGGAGUAGUAGAUGGAGACUACUUUCUACGACGACUCCCUGAACACCGCCUUCUCCCAGCACGACGGCACCGGUUACGGAUACGACCCCAAGGCGCUGAAGCAGAACAUGACCCUCAACCUGUCGGACCCUUCGGGGACCCUGAAGCCGCACCUGCGGGCCAAAGUCAACGACAUCCUCACCUCUCCGGACGUGGGGCUCCUCAAACUGGCCUCCCCCGAGCUGGAGAGGCUCAUCAUCCAGUCGAGCAACGGCCUCAUCACCACCACCCCGACCCCGACCCAGUUCCUCUGUCCCAAGAACGUGACGGACGAGCAGGAGGGCUUCGCCGAGGGCUUUGUGCGGGCGCUGGCCGAGCUGCACCACCAGAACAUGCCCAGCGUCACGUCUGCCCCGCAGACGAGCGCCAACAGCGCCCUGGCGCCCGUGUCCUCCGUCGCGGGCAGCGCCGCCUACAGCUCCGCCUUGCGCGCAGAGCCGCCCGUCUACGCCGACCUGAACACGUUCAAUCCGGCCAUCAGCACGGCGCAGGCGCCCGGCUACAGCAGCGCGAGCCCGGCGCUGAGCUACACGUCGGCCCCGCCGCAGCGCGCCAUGAGCAGCCUGCCCGUGCAGCACCCGCGCCUGCAGGCGCUCAAGGAGGAGCCGCAGACCGUCCCGGAGAUGCCCGGCGAGACGCCCCCUCUGUCCCCCAUCGACAUGGAGAGCCAGGAGCGCAUCAAGGCCGAGAGGAAGCGCAUGAGGAACAGGAUCGCCGCUUCCAAGUGCCGCAAGAGGAAGCUGGAGAGGAUCUCGAGGCUGGAGGACAAGGUGAAGAACCUCAAGUCGCAGAACUCGGAGCUCGCGUCCACGGCCAACAUGCUGCGCGAGCAGGUGGCGCAGCUCAAGCAGAAGGUGAUGAACCACGUGAACAGCGGCUGUCAGCUCAUGUUGACGCAGCAACUGCAGACCUUCUGAGCGGGGAGGACUUGAGACUUGGCUUGAGGCGAGAGCGGGAGGAGGACUAACCGAAGCGGAGACCGAGUAGCGAGACACGGCUUUACGGACGAGCUGCUGCGGCGCUAUGGACGCAGAGUACUGCGUGCGAGCGGCGGGAGGAGGAGCGCGUGGCCGAUUUGCCCCUCGCGCCCCACUCCCCAUGGCGCGCGCGGGAGUUCGGGCUCCACGGACGGGACGGGGUGGGGUUGGUUGGGGGGGGGACUAAGUAAGAUGAGUUUUGCUGGAGAGAGAAUCGGUCCACGGACGACACACUUUAACUGCUCGCCCUCGUGCCGCGACGAGACUGCAGCUCGUUGUCCGCGAGCGAGUGGCGCGCAGCCGCUGUUACGAGACUGAGCGCGCGAUGGACGGCGGAGCGACCCGUCCGAAGGCUCCGCGCUAAUGAUGAAAGCUGUAAAAUGGACUUUUUCUUCCUUAAUUGCAGUUGAGUUGUUAGAAAAAAGCUUCGAAACUGUUUCUUCAACUUGUUUAAUGGGGUUUAACUCAUUGUUAUUUGUAUAUAAUAUGAACCUGGAGUUAUUUCAGUUUACCAUUUUAAUAAAUGCAGUAAUUUUUUAUGUUCUGAGCACCUCAGAAAACUAAUCCAAUAUUUAAGAAUUGUAAUAAAGCAUCUAAAAUAAUUUGUUUGCG